GCCACAAAAUCAUUUCCCAUUGAAACUUACGCAGGACGAGAAUAAACGAAAAAUUGCUUACGAAAAAAAACAGCUGUGAAAACUGUGAUAAUUAUGCCGCCCAGACGCAGCGAGCGGCUGCGCAAGCUACGUGAGGUUGUGACAUCGGCGGGGCCCGUGGUGGAGUCCAGGGGUGCGAGACGCCCCCGGCCACGCCCACGACGUGCUCGCGCCAGGGUGCCUGUGAGUGCAGCAGCAGCAGCAGCAGGAACAACCAGGACCAACAUUGUGGCUGUGGCUGUGGUCGAGCAGCGCCUGAACGAACGCGAGGAUGCGCGCACCUGGUUGCAGUUGGAGGCGCAGUCUACAGCCAGGUCGGUCAGCAUUAGCAAUGGCAACGGGGAAGGCCAGGUGGACGAUGUGUUGACACUGCGCCUGUUGUCGCUGUUCAUACGCAUCGCACUGCUAGAGUCGCCAUCGCUGGCCCAGCUGACCCGCCGUAAUCCCCAUCAGGGAAUUAGAAAGCUGUUUAGAAUCAUACGGUUUCUGUUUUUUAGACGCUAAACAUUUUGUUCAAUAAAUCGAUAGCAUCGUUCGCCG
Drosophila novamexicana is the source of this 579-nucleotide messenger RNA. RefSeq lists its product as uncharacterized. Bases 94 to 543 code for a protein of 149 amino acids. The record is from RefSeq and is a predicted model, not a curated record. The transcript has 2 exons. Lineage: Eukaryota; Metazoa; Arthropoda; Insecta; Diptera; Drosophilidae.